AUGGCAGUAUUUUGUGAAAUCGAUGAUGUAUUACACCAAAUCAGAUAUAAAACACAGAUAUUCUAUGAAUCUUUAAAGAGAGACAGCAUUGCAGAGCAAUUGUACAAUUUUUCCAAUGACGACGCAACCAACGAUCAGAGUAUUCCAUACAGUAAGAGUUUAGAGAAAGAUUAUAGUAGUUUGAUCUACGUUGUAAAUAAGACUCCUACCAACACCAGUGGAACACAUUCACCUGUAUCAAUAACACUUUCACCUCAACAAACAAAUAAUAAUAAUAAUACAACAAACAAUACCACAAAUAAUAAUAAUAACAACACACAAACAAACUCGACAACAUCAACCAAUACAACAACUUCAGAUGUAUCAUCAAAUGCUGUAAAAUCAACAACCAACUCUAGCUCGUCCAAUGCAUCAACUGCAAACUCACAGCCACCACAAGAUGCUAAUAAACCACAAUGUAAAAUAGUUACUUUCUCUGCUUCACAAUCAAGUAAACCAAAAGAUAUUAAAAAUCUAAAUAAUAAUAAUAAUAAUAACAAUACUAAUAAUAAUAAUAAAAAUACAACAAAUAGUAAUAACAAUAACAACAAUAAUAAUAAUAAUAAUAAUAAUAAUAAUAAUAAUAAUAAUAAUAAUAAUAAUAAUAAUAAUACUAAUAAUCAAGUACAACAACAACCACAAGCAAAUGAACCAGUAUUCUUAUUUGUUAAAGAAUCAUUAACUAAAUCGCAAACCAAUCAAAACUCAUCAGAUUCAUUAUUAACAAAGUUAGUACGACCAAAUGAUACUGAGAAAGAUCUAUUUUCAGAAUAUGGCGAAGUUAUUCCACCACCAGGUAUGGGUAUGUUAUUAUCAGUACAUACCGGUGUAAGCAUUGGUAUGUUAAAGGUCAGAGUUAUAGAUAAAGCAACAGUCAUUCAAACGAUAGCAGCUACAUUGAAGACCUAUUUCUCACAGCAACAAUCGACAAACUCACUGAGCAGCAGCGGCGGCAGUAACAGUAGUAGCUCCAGUCUUGGUAGUGCUUCACUGUUGUAUCCAGACCCAAAGGCGUAUUUCCUGAGAAUUGCAGACGACGACGGUAGAAUUGACGAGGAUUAUCCAACACUCGAUCCAAAUCAGAUGAUCUACAAGUUCAAAGAGGAGAUCUUUGUGCUCUGCCUCAAUCAGAAAUACGAAGCAGAGAGACGUGCAUCGUGGGGAGUACAUCCAGCCAAGACAACAACGCUCUCACCCAACGAUCACAAAGGACAUAUCCGAAGAGUCAGUGUUGGUACUUCCGACUCAAUCUCUGUUGUUAAGAUUACUCUACCCGAUUCCAGUAUCACCAAAGUUGCAUAUCAACCAGACAUGAAGCUGAAGGAUUUGCUGAUCAACACCUGUAAGAAGAGAAAAUUAAAUUUUGCAGAACAUCAAUUCCAACUGGAGAAUGGUUCGAUCGUCGACCUAAGAGUGACUCUUGAACAACUUGGCACACUCGAUAUCAUUCUUGUAUCGACUUUAAGAAGGUCAAUGUCAGGUGAUGGUGCCAUUCUGAUGGGAGAUGACACCUCUUCAGUCGAUGAUGAAAUAUUUUGGUAUGAUGCUCUCGCUUGGCAGUAUAAAACAUAUGAAGUGGUUAAAUAUAAGAAAUAUGGCUCCAAACAAGAGAGAAUACUAGGUGUCGAUAAGGAACGUAUCACAAACAUGUUACCAAAUCUUAAAAAAGAACAAGAAACAAAAAGACCAACAAGACUAAUAAAAGAUGUUUCCAAAGUUUCAUUGUUGGACAAACCCAAACAAUUUACUCUGGAGUAUGCUGAUGGUAAAACAUAUAUAUACGAAGCAAAAUCUCAACAUCUAGCUGCUGAAAUAGUUGGCAAAAUUCAAUAUCUAUUAAAAUCAACACACAUAUAA
Messenger RNA from Heterostelium album PN500, 1896 nucleotides. It is a transcript of the gene ripA, whose product is annotated as ras interacting protein. Bases 1 to 1896 code for a protein of 631 amino acids. Gene Ontology annotation, cellular component: cytoplasm; plasma membrane; TORC2 complex. The record is from RefSeq and is a predicted model, not a curated record. NCBI's taxonomy places the organism in Eukaryota, Evosea, Eumycetozoa, Acytosteliales, Acytosteliaceae. Gene Ontology annotation, molecular function: phosphatidylinositol-4,5-bisphosphate binding. Gene Ontology annotation, biological process: TORC2 signaling. The transcript has 3 exons.